AUGGCAAGUUUGGUACCUACAUGCAGGUACACAUCCAGAAUGAUGGUCCUGUAACUAUAGAAUUGGAGUCCCCGGCUGCCACUGUUGACCCUAAACAGCUGACAAAACUUGAAAAACAGCAACAAAGAAAAGAGAAGACCAGAACCAAGGUGCCCUCUGAAUCAAGUAGAGAAAGAAAUGCCCCCCGUAACAAGGAUGACCCCAGCGCAAGCAGUGGAGCAGAAGGAGACGUGUCUUCAGAAAGAGAGCCUUAGCUCAUCCAAAGCAGGCCUCAGUUUCUUGUACAAAAUCUACACCGGAUUCUUCAAGAGGGACCCGACAGACAUUCACCUCAGAAUCGCUCUUCGACGACUUUGGAAAAGAAAGGAAAAUGGGAAAACAGAACUAAGACAUUAGAGAUGUGUAUCAUUCUGUAUUGAAACAACCAAAGCCACGCUAUCAGAUUCAGUUGUUAGUGUGUAGUACCAGUAGUUCAAAGGACUUGUAACAUUUUUGUGUAUGUGUUUUCACGACUGGAGAGUAAAGGGUGACUGUAGGCAGAUUGUAGCAGAGCAUUCACUUUCAGUACAGAAGCUCCAUUUCAAAGAUAAAUCAGGGUUUUUCCUUAAACUUACACUUGAAUUCUAAAAAUUAUCGAAGCAGGCUUGUAUUUUGAUUCUCACUCUAUGGUGUCAUGUGCUACUUGUUUCCAUGGCAGCGUGUAGACCUGUGUAUAUUUUGUUAUAUUGUUCAGCUGCUACGUAACAGCAAGUUAGGCAGUCCUGUCUUUCUGCAUGGAUCAAGUUAUUAAAAGGAAAGAUCAGCCGCAAGUUGUUUAUCAUGUGGAACACAUCUGUCUUGUAAACUUUUUUAAAAACAGAAAAGACUUUAUUAAACAAAAGAUGCUAGCUGA
This is a messenger RNA of Opisthocomus hoazin, 892 nucleotides long. Lineage: Eukaryota; Metazoa; Chordata; Aves; Opisthocomiformes; Opisthocomidae. The record is from RefSeq and is a predicted model, not a curated record.